Messenger RNA from Diabrotica virgifera virgifera (western corn rootworm), 13858 nucleotides. It is a transcript of the gene haf, whose product is annotated as slit homolog 1 protein. The record is from RefSeq and is a predicted model, not a curated record. The transcript has 7 exons. Gene Ontology annotation, molecular function: protein binding. Bases 416 to 3025 code for a protein of 869 amino acids. Lineage: Eukaryota; Metazoa; Arthropoda; Insecta; Coleoptera; Chrysomelidae.
ACAACCGUGACAGACGAUAAGCACACGAAGAGCGAAGCACACGAAGAAGAAAAAGGUAACGCAAACGGGUAUCGCGGGCUCGCGGAGUUGCGCCAGUCAAUAGUAAAAGACUCUUCGAGUGUGUCUGUGUCCUCACCUAAAGCCCGGAGGUACGAAUACCGAUACGGGAACGUGACGACCACGAAGAAGAUCCAUUCGGGCCAUCUUCUGAGAACAAUACAGCCAAGUUGACCCUUAGCUCGCGGACGAGGUGCGGUGUGUAGUUGAUAUACGGAAAAGUGCACGCCUAUGACCUUUUCGUUCAGUUGACGAUUAUGGUAGUGUAUUGGACUGGUUGCUCAGGUGGAUAAUAUGGGAGGAGAAUAGUGAUUUGUGGUGUAUUUAGUGGUGCUUUUAUCAAAAAUAUCAAUCCGUCAUGAAACGAAGACUUACAACCAGCCUGCUCCUUCUAGCAGCCCUCCUCGGCGUAACAACGGCUCAAUGUCCGUGGCAACGCGAAAUGCCCGAACUCCUUUCCUCGUGUUUAUGCUCGUAUAAUCUAGGACACGAACUGUCAGUGCAAUGUGACAUAGUGGACUUCUCCAAACUCCUCGGUGCGCUCAAUAGAUUCGCCACGUCGACACCCCUAGAUCUCCUUUAUGUAAAUAAUUCCACGAUAAACGAAAUCGGCGACGAAGCUUUCAUGAAACUUAAGGUGCAUAGCAUGCAACUCUCAGGUUGUAAAAUAAGAAAAAUCAGUGAUGGUGCUUUCGCGGGCCAGGAACAAUCGCUUAGGAAUCUAAAUUUACAAGAUAACGAACUGAUUGAAGUUCCUGUUAAUAGUUUACGUAACCUAAGAAGUUUAUCUCUUCUUGAUCUUUCACAUAACAAGAUAAUUACUGUGCCAAUGAGUGCGUUCGAAAGUCUAGUGAAGUUAGCAACGCUCAAACUUUCAGAUAAUAACGUCACUCUAGACGAUGGUGCUUUAAAAGGUCUGGAGGGAUCAUUGAAAAAUCUAAAUCUUAAAGGCACGAAGCAGAAAGAAGUACCAAAGGCCAUUCAAGGUAUGAGAACGCUAGCAUUUUUAGACUUAUCUCAAAAUAUGAUCAAAGAACUGCCAGGACCUAGUGGAGAUCAGACGUUCAAAGGUUUAUUUGCCCUCACAGCGCUCAACUUAGAACGGAAUUUGAUUCAAAACUUACAUGAAAAUGCCUUUUUUGGAGUUAAGAGUACAUUAAGUUCUUUGAGCCUGCUGAACAAUUUGUUGCCUGACUUUCCUACAACCGCCAUAAGUAGCUUAAGAGAGCUAAGAGUUUUGGAUAUAGGUUUUAAUUUACUCACUGAGUUGCCGGAAAACUCUUUUAAAGGGAAUCCCUCGAUAACUUUACUGGCUUUGGAUGGUAACCCAUUGGCUACGAUACCGUUUGAAGCUUUGUCGCAUCUAAACAGUACGUUGAGAGGAUUGAGUCUGGGAGGAAGGUUUUUGCAUUGUGACUGCCGUUUAGCAUGGGUAAUAAAUUGGAUUCGCCAUGACUUACAAGUAACCAGCCGAGAGCGGAACCCUCAAUUCUGUGGAAGUCCUCCAAGGUUCAGGGACCGCAGUUUCUACAGUAUUCAACCUGAAGAACUGUCUUGCUCUGCCAGAGACAAAACUACUACCACCACCAGCACUAAACCUACCAUACAAAAGAAAAAAGAUAGCGAGGAAGAAAAACCUAAAGAACCUGUGGGGGUCGCUACCGUCAUAAGUGCGGAUUUAGACGAUUUGAUUCAAGCUAAUCCAGAACUUCUACCAUCCACAUCGACAACCACAAAGCAACCGUUCACAAAAUCUACACCUGUCCAGAGCAGCACCUCAGUAACCACUAAAGUAACAACAGUGUCAUCAACUACUACCAAAAGCACUACCAGUUCUAAGCUAAAAGCUUCGAUACCGUGGAAGAAUACCCAGAAACCACCAAUGGUACUCGCUUAUCCGGCCCGAGGAAAAGCUGAUGAAAGCAAAGAAGUGAUAGUAAAGAAUGCUUUUAGACAAGAUAGUUCUGUAAUCAUUCAGUGGGGUUCGGAAACGGCUAAUAUUCUCGGAUUUAGGGUUGUUUAUCGAUUGUUUGGAGAUAAAAGUUUUAAACAGGGACCACCUUUGGAAGCCAGCGAGAGAGAAUUUAAGAUCAAGAACGUACCAUCACAGGAAUGUAUCAUUGUCUGCGUCGUAUCUCUAGAAGAAAUCAACGUAACUCCAGACACAGUUCCUUAUUCUCAAUGCCGAGAAGUCCGAACUGUUUCCUCAGCUUCUUCGAACAUGGACAAAAUCACCAUCGCAGCUAGCGCAGCUAUCUGUGGUACCAUUGUGGUGGCGGUUAUUGUAUUUAUAGCAGCCUCCAGAAGACGAUCCAGAAAACUACAUGAACUACAUCAACAGAAGAUGGGAAUGAAGCACGGAAUACCCAUAGCUGGACUACCUGUUAAUUGUUGUACUGGUCUGCCAAAUAGUCCGGGUGAACCUCUGUCGUCGUUGGCAACACUUAGUGCUUUCAAUGCUACGAAGGAAUGGGAUCAAGUUUCUGCUUACAGCACUCACAGCCAACGACCCAGAAUGUACACAUGUGACGCGCCGCCCUCCAUUGAUGAAAUGCGGUCGCAUUUCGGACCAAAAGGACCCAAACGAUCCAACGCCGAUGGACAGUCCCAGAACAGUUUCUCCAAUCAUUCAGGAAGAUAUCUUACAGCCAGCGCGUUCCCAAAUAAUUUACUGGCUUCUAGACAAGAUUUACGACAGUCCCGCCAAUCGCUAGCCAUGCAAUCGGACCGGAUGUCGUCACGUCCCCAACACGUAGCACCAGCACACUCCAUAGUAUCAUCCAGUAGACGGUCUCGGCCAAGAUCGAGGUCACGUGAUCACCAGAGACCUAGCAGUCGCUACAGCAACGCGGGCUCAACGCACACACUCAACAACUAUUGUGAUAAUUCUGAUAACUGGACCGACCACGACAUGGACAUUUACAUGGCCAGGAAUCCCACCACAAGAAACGGAUUGGUGCCUUUGUGAGAGGAAGAAUCGACUGAAGAAGUAGUUUGAUUUUUGGAAAUUAGUAAAAUACCAAAACACAAAUGCUUAUUCAUCAUCAGCCUCUCUCGAUCAACUGCUGGACAUAGGCCUCCCCUGUUUUUCUCAAAAGUGUUCUAUCUUGUGCUUUCUUUAUCCAGUUUUUUGUUGUCUUUCGUAAGUCGUUGCCAUCGUGUUGGUGGUCUUCCUCUGCUACGUUUAUCGGCUCUUGGUCUCCGUUCAACUAGUUUGCGAGUCCAUUUUCCAUCCUUCAUUCUGGCAACGUGACCAGCCCAUUUCCAGGGCCGGAUUUAAGGGCGGGCAGGCUGGGCAGCUGCCCGGGGCCCCACAUUAUGGGGGCCCCCACAAAGCCCCAAACUUAAAAAAAUCAGCACAUUAUUCACAUAGAAUGUUUUUUGUCAAUCAAUUAACUGUAAUAUUUCGUUAUAUGGAAGGUUUCUUUCCUAUUAAAAAUGUAUUUUUUACGGUAAAAAUGUAUUUACGGUCAUAAAGCAGAAGAUAUAUUUAAGACAUUCUUGCAAGAAGAUGAUAUCGAUUUGAAAAGCUGCAGGGAACAGUCCUACGACCUACGACAAUGCGUCAGUUAUGAGUGGAAAAUACAAUGGUGUUCAGCUAAAAUUUAGAUGACACAAUAUCUUGGCGUUGUAGAUUCCAUGUGUCGCCCACUCUCUAAAUUUAGUUGCUAAAGCUGCAGCUAAGUGUUGUCCUACUGCCAUAGAAUUCUUUGAUUUCUUGGAAGGACUGUAUGAACCCUAUGUAUUUUUCACUUCCUCUUCAUAUAGAUACAACUUGUUAAUCGAAUGUUUAAAAACGUCUUUAAGCGAGAGCAACGCCGACCAUGGCAGAAAUAUUAUUGUUCUUAAAAAAGAGUAAAUACUACAAAAUUUCAAAAGAAGAUGGGCAACAAUUUGAAACUCGUAGCGAUACAAAUGGUUUGUAUAAUCGAGUGUGUUUACUGAAAACAGGGAUAUUUGCAAUAUUUUGGAAUGAAAUCUUAGAAAGGACAAACAGCACAAGUCGUAUUCUUCAAGAUCCAAAUAUUUACCUUAAUUCAGGAGUGGCGGCACUUAAAUCAAUUAAAAAAUUUAUAUUCUUUUAAGGAAUAUUUCAGAGACUGAAAUGACAACAUCAGAGAAAUUUAGGACUCAAAAUUUUAUAGCUAUUAUAGAUCACUUCAUUUCCUCUUCAAGUCAUAGGCUUUCGGCAUAUGAAUCCAUUCAUUCCAAUUUUGGAUUUUUACAUUAUUUGGAAAAUUUAACUCUCAAUGAAAUUGAAGCUCACUCACUAAAGCUUACCGAUUGAUAGCAAUGAUUUAGAUGAAAACCUAUAUGUCGAAUUGGUACAAUUUGUAGAAUUUUUUCAAUUCAUUUAAAGAGAAAAUCAGCUCAUCAAAUAUAAGUAAAGAACUUCAAAAAUGUACUGAAGGUUAAAAGAGAAAAAUGUGAAUGAUGCGGUUCCAAACGUUGUAGUGGCACUUCGUUUAUAUUUAGUUCUGGUGGUAACUAACUGCAGUGGAGAGAGAUCAUUCUAAAAAUUUAAGUUAAUUAAAAAUCGACUUCGGUCUAUGAUAGGAAAAGAGCGUUUGAACCAUCUCUUUAUAAUGAGCAUUGAACACAAUGCCUUAAAGCAACUAGACAUGCCCGACAUAAUCAAGGAAUUUUCAGUUAAAAUAUCUCGAAAAGUACCCGGACUUUAACCAUACCAUAGUCAUAACAACAAUUUGUUUAAUGGUAGGAGGUAGGGCCCCACACCAAUUCUGCCCAGGGGCCCCCACACCAAUUCUGCCCAGGGACCCCCACUGCCUUAAAUCCGGCUCUGCCCAUUUCCAUUUUAAGUUACAACUUCUUUCAAUGACGUCUAUGACUGUGGUCUUAUCUCGUUUCGAAGAACGAAGAAUGAAGAAACGGAGAAACGAAAAACCAAAAAACGAAUGAACGAAUGCUUAUUCAUACUAGCAGUCAUAUACGAAUUUCUUUUAUGUAGCUCAGUUGUGUCUGAGUUUAGCGAACCGACUAUAUCAGAUAUUUUGGAUAUCGUUGAUCUCUGAAAACUAUUAGUCGAGGAAAUGAAGCAUUUUGGCUCACAAUUUUUUCAUCCAGCAUGGAUUUACUUGAAAUUUUCACAGAAGUUGGGGAAUCGUCCAAGGAUCACUUUCUAUAUCAUGCUGCUGUACGAUAAGACCUUGGGGGUAGUUGCCGCCCCAUCUCUGGGGUGGGAAUUUUUUAUUACAUUUUAACCAUGUAAAUAAAUGUAAAAAGUGAUUUUAAGAAAAAAAGUUUUAUACAUUUUCUUCGUAAAACUAAUAUUUUUCAAGUUAUUCGUGGUUGAAAGUAACAGGUUUUCAAUCAAAAAUCGACUUUUUUAGAGGGUUAUUUGAGAAUAACUCGAAAAAUAUGCAUUUAAUAAAAAAAACGAAAAAAUAGAUAUCAAAAUUGUAUCUUUUAGUAACACAAACGAAGCUGUUUUUUAUAAUAUUUUUACUACCAAUACAAACCGAGAUACGGCAUGUUAAAAUUUAGCUUUUUUCGUCAAAUGCAUAAUUUGAAAUAAUCAAAGCCAAAUAACGGAAAAACUUUGCAUUUUUCCAGGAAAACUUACAUGAUAUUUUUUCAAGCAUACAAUAAGAUUUUUCAAGAAAAAAUAAUAAAAAGUUUCUAGCAUAAAAAUUGAGCAACUUAUGAUAAAAAAAAGUCGGUACCUAUUUUUCUCUACGAAAAAAAUAGCGAAAACAACCCCCUAACUACCCUUGUAAGUAAAAAUUGGUCUUUGUCUUUUUGCAAUUCCUUUUAUAUUUAUAUUAUCAAUACACCCAAGAAGUUUGACCUAUUUAAAAGGCCUAAUUUUAGGAAAAUUGGAGUUUAAAGAAAAAUUGAUUUUUUGCAAUUUUGCAUUUUUUAUCAUUUUCUUCAAAAUAUCUCCGAAAAUACUAGAGACACGAAAAAAAUGAUAGACUACUAAAUUGUAGCUUUUAUAAUAGUUAAAAUUUCCUUAUGUAUAGAUUUUCAUUACAGUGAACAGUUAGCGAGAUAUAGCUGUUUAAAAAAUCUAUUUACGAGCAAACAUCCCCUUAUUCGAGACCUUUAAACCCACCUCAAUUAAAAACUAAGGGAUUUUACGGAACUUAGUUUACACACUCUUAUAACUCUUCAAAAAUCCUACAAAGUCAUUUUUGAAAAAACUUUUUAUUGACAAAAAUGAAGGAGCUAUGUUUAUAAAACGAUUUUUUUUCGAAAAAUUCGCAUAGUCCGCUUAUGGAUAAUUUUGAAUGUAUGUAUAAUACCACAGAACCGGUAUGUAUAAUACCCCCUUAUUCGAGCCUUUUAAACCCACCCUAAUUAAAAACUAAGGAUCUAACGGAAUUUAAUUUACACAGUCUUAUUACUCUUCAAAAAUCCUACAAAACUAUUAUUGAAAAAACUUUUUAUCGCCAAAAAUGAAGGAGCUAUGUUUCUAAAACUAAUUUUUUUUCGAAAAAUUCGAAUAGUCCCCUUAUAGAGCAUUUUCAAUGUACCUAUAUAAUACCACAGAGCCGGUUCGUAUACUGGAUGACUAAAAAACUAUUUGUAUGUGUAUUUUUAUAUAUUUUUAAAUUCGUAUUUUUGUGUAAAUAAAUGUUUUUGUAAUUCUUUAAUUCUACUUUUUUUCUGUAUAGAUCUAUUAAAUUGUCCACUUAUAAAAAUUGCAAUGUUAUUAAGGGUGGUUUUUAAGGGUUGAAAUAUUAUGAUAUUAUAUCCUAAAACAUAAAACAAUCAUUAUUUAACCAGUCAAAACCAAAUUUUACCUGUAUUAAAGUUUACAAUGUUUUUAUAUAAUUUUUGAUAAUAAGGAUAGUUUACACCCCUAAAAAUAAUCAACGCCCUUGAGCAUGAUAUAGAAUAUGAAUACAGGGUAAGAUGAUCAUAACCCCAAAUUUUUAUGUAAAUUGAUGCAAGCCGAAAUUACUCUUUUAGGAAAAGUAAACUUGUCAUAUAUAGCUCCAACAAGGGUGGUUUUAAGGGCUGAAAUAUUGUAAUAUUACAUCUUAAAGCACAAAACAAUCAUAAUGUAUCUAAUAAGAAGCAAAUGUUGACAAUAUUAAAGUUUAAAAUGAUAUUUUAUAACUUUUUACAAUUAGGGGUGGUUUUCACCCUUAAAAAACCAAAAGCGUACAGCGGUUCAAUAUAGAAAAUGACCUAGAGGGUGAAAUGAGCCUAAUCCCAAAUUUUUGUACAAAUCGAUGCUGGACGAAAAAAUUGCGAGGUUUUACCAUUUUUCCAUCUUCAUUUCCUCGACUAUAUUUAAAGCAGUUGAUUUUUUCCGAGUGCGUAGGAUAUAAAAUAUCGAAAAUAAAUCCUGUAUAUAUUCUCUUCUUCUUUUAGUUACAUGACUUUUCCCGAUUGCUGGAUAUUAUGUUGGCUACCAUAAACACAACUUCUUUUUGGUAUAAGGAAUGUAAAUCAUUUUACAAAAAACUAUUAGAGGGUGCUGAUACUCCAUUAGUACAAUUUAAGUUUUCUCCUUGUGAUUGCGUCGUCUACAUUCGAAGUUGGCGAUGCAAAUGGCAAUUGUAGGUUUGAAAACUGCUGCACAAGAGGUUUGUGCGGCUGAGUGGUCAAAUCAUCUCCUCAGGUCUUUCAAUCCCCAGUUCUUUCUUCUUCUUACUGAUCUUUUGCCCUGUAAUUUACCUUCCAAUAUGGUUUGAAGUAUUGUAUUUUCAGUUUGAUAAUACGAUAUUAGAAAAUUUAGAGACAAAACGAAACCUGUUUUUAUACAAUGGGGCAAAAAAAACUAUAUUGUAACGGUUUAAAAUGGUAUUAUACUUCCAAAAAUCAAAUUAUGAUAUUUAGCAUACAAUCUAAGAAGAAACAGUGUAAAUAGUGUAUUGUAGGAGCAAAUGAUUUACAAAAUAUUGAUUUAAAUUAGAUUUUUAAUAAAAUUUAGAUUAGGUAAAAAUAUUUUAGUAUAUAGGAAGAAUGCUUGAAUGGAGUAAACGAUGUGUGAUUACAUGAUCUUUAAAGUUACGAUUUAAAUGAAUUUUGGAGCUCUUAAGCGGCCCCUAGACGGUCAAUAUUAACGUCAAUAUAUUGUGCAAAAUAUUGUACAAUAAUAUUAGUAGGUCGACCGGACGACCCACACGAUGCAAUAUUGUUGCACAAUAAAUUAGUUCUCCACUGAAACUGGUGCUGUCAACAUGUGGAAAAAGACAGCGAGUUGUGGGGCUAUUGCAUUAGUUAUAUCUCUGUAUGCCGGAGGUAAAGGGCACUAUGUCACAAAUUUGUAAUUUUACAGGAGAAACGCUUUAAGUUUAUUUUUGUGUUUCUUUAUUCACAGAAUAUAUGUUAAUACACAUUAUGUCACAAUCCCUUGUCUAAUUUAUUCUUCAGAUUAUUAACUUUCAAGAUUGUAUUAUUUAAAACACAUAUUGUGAUAAUAAACUUGACUUAUUUUUAAUAAAAAAAAAAAAGUAAAACACAAUGUAGUGGACAUAGUGCUGUUUACCUCUUCAAGAUCUUUUGGGUCAUGGUACUAUAGUUCAGAGAAAUAAGGAAAAAAAUAUCCUGUUGGUGACACAUCCCCCUCCAGGCCGAAACCAAAUUUUUUGAGUAGUAUGGACAUCUAUAUUAAUAACCUAUAUGUUUCCUGCAGCCGAUUUUGAUGAUAUACAUAGUUAUAAACAAAUGAAGAUCAAAAAACGAUAAAUUUUCGCUAUUUUGUCUAUAACCAAAAAGUUAAGUAUUUUCAACAAAUUUGAGAGUGAGAUACUCAUAAAUCGUAUAAAAAACUUCAAUAUGGCGUUCGCUGAAUAUGUCUAUCCUUAUUAUUUGCUUAGAAAAUUGCAAAAUAAAUCAUAAAUUUUGAGUUUUUAUAAAUAUUCAUAACUUAUGUAAAAAUGAACUUAGAACGUUCUUAUUACACGGAAUGAUGAGACUUAUGGUGCUUAAAUCAUACCCUAAAUUUCAAAGCAAUUAGUCAAAUAGUUUAAAAGGUAUUUAAUUUGUUUAUCCCAAAUUAAUUUUUUUUGCAACUCUAUAAGUCAGCAAAUGAUGAAGUUAUACUAAUACUUUGGAUAGUUUAUGAAAGAAGAAAAUUUAUACUAUUAAUUUAAUUAAAAAAAAUUACAACAAAUAAUUCUAAAUAUUGCAAAAUUAUUUUGCAAAAACAUGUGAAUUAAAAAAGGGGGGGCUAACUUCGUCCCUAAUUGUCCUAGGACAAUUGUUUUUCUUUCUAAAUGUGUAUAAAAAUUCAGUCUUUCUAAAUAUGGAAAAAUAAUUUUUCUACGGGUAACGGUUAAAAAGUUAUUCUAAUUGUUUAUAAGUUAGCCAAAAAUCGACGUGUUUUUGCAAAAUAAUUUUACACUGUUUAAAAUUACUUUUUGUAUUUUUUUUUAAAAUUAAGUCAAUAGCAUAAAUGUUCUUCUUCCAUAAACUGUCAGGAGUCUUACUGUAACCUCAUAAUUUUCUGACUUACAGUGUUUCAAAAAAAAUUUAUUUGGGAUAAACAAAUUAAAUAACUUUUAAACUAUUUGACCCAUUGCUUUGAAAUUUAAAAUAUAAUUUAAGCACCAGAAGUCUUAGCAAUUCGUGUAAUAAGAAGGUUCUAAGUUAAUUUUUACAUAAGUUAUGAAUAUUUAUAAAAACUCAAAAUUUAUGAUUUAUUUUGCAAUUUUCUAAGCAACCAAUAAGGAUAGACAUAUUCAGCGAACGCCAUAUUGAAAUUUUUUAGACGAUUUAUGAGUUUCUUACUCUCAAAUUUGUUUAAACUGCUUAAUUUUUUGGUUAUAGACGAAAAAAGCGAAAAUUUACCGUUUUUUGAUCUUCAUUUGUUUAUAACUAUGUAUGUAUAUCAUCAAAAUCGGCUGCAGGAAACAUAAAGGUUAAUAAUAUAGAUGUCCAUACUACUCAAAAAAUUUGGUUUCGGUCUGGAGGGGGAUGUGUCACGAGAAAAAUCUUAUUUCUCUGGACUACUAGAUGUUUACUAAAAAUGCAGUAUACAAUGUUAAACUUUAAUGUGUUUACCCUUCAUGACAAGCAUUACAGGGUAAAGUGUAAUACUUUACCCUGCUUGUUUAAUACUGGAUUUAUAAAGCAUUGUACACAUAGGUAUAGGGUUUAAUGUCCAUAUGGUGCCCUAUCCUCUGAACAAAAUGUGACAUGACACUUUUUAUAAAAUGUCUAUCUUUGUUAUUUUAUAAAGUAGGACAUAGUGCUCUAUACCUCUGUGUGGAGAAUUAAAAGCUCAUUAUAACUGCAGUAUAAUCCCAAUAUUGACAAAAAUGCACCUAGUGUCUUUUACCUUCGGCAUACACAUCUAUAAAAACGACGAAGGAAAAUAAACGCAGGUGGAUGGAGGAAUAGUUUAAGAAAGGGAUAAGUAUAAGUACUCAUGAAAAUUUAUUAAAUGAUUGAAGAAUUACUGAACAAAGUGAUUUUCAAAACUUUCUGCAUCUAGAUAAUAUUCUUUAUAUUUUCGAAGCAAUUGAUCGUACUGUUCAUUUUUUUAAAUUAGGUUACUAUAGUCUUUAGUCUUGACAUUCCACAAAGCGGGUCACGACCGAUACACAUCGAUCCACUUUAUAAUUAAACUUUUUUUCUUGCUAUUUUCCUUUGGCAACCAUAUUUUUAACUGCACCACGACAGCGCAAGAGUGAUAAAACACGAAUGAACCAAUAUUGCGCAAUAUAGGCCACAGACGCUUCAAUAUUAGUAUAUUUCACAAUAAAAAUCAAAGUCCUGUUGAUUGACGCAAUAUAUUGCGCAAUCGUUCCAUGUGAUCUACAGACGAUGUACAAUAUUAAAUAUUGUGCAAUAUAUUGACAAAAAUAUUGAGCAUCUAGGGGCCGCUUUAGAGCCAUAGUCAGUGUUGUUUGAAUAACCCGUGUCCCACAUACCGAUUGUUCAAACAAGACCUGGUCCAAAACCGGAAAAUGAAAAAUUGAUAAAGUUAGUUAUAAUAAUAAAGCCAUCUUAAGACAUUAAAGGGCGCCACUGUUAGGUAUAGUUAAGAUGAUUUUUUUCGUGACCAGACACCUCGUAACGCGACAGUUCGUAAUCGGACAAUUGGUAAUGGACAAUUCGUAACAGCGACAGUUUGUAACGGCGACACUUGGUAACGGCGACAGUUCGUAACUAUACAAAUUCGUAACGGACAAUUCAUAACGUCCAAAUUGAAUUAUUCUGUUUAUUUUUGUUAACGUGGAAAGUAACUGUUAUUACAGUUAUAAUUGAAAUUAUGUUUAUCAAUUUAACGAAUCAGUACGGGGAUAAACAUGUUUAACAAAUUUUAUAUUCGUGUUUCAGUGUGUAUUAAAAGUCUUUACAAAUAUUUAAAUACAUACAAACUUUUAACAAUAUUCUUAAUAGGUUAUUCCUCUUAUUGUUCCUAAAUUGUUUCUUAAAUUUGCAUAUGCCUAGACAAAGGUAUAAUGAAGUACUUAAUUCCUGAAAUCUUUAAUCUGACAACCGUCUCUAGACAUUCCAAACUUUUUAAAUAAACAUUUUGUAAAGGAAAGAUUAUAAUUGCUUGUUAUUAUAAUAAAUUUUGUGAUUGGUAAUAGCUUUAGGGCAUUCAAUCAACGGUUAUAGUUGAUAAGAGGGAUGGCUUGUAAUACUUUAAUACUUGGUUUAAAUACUUUUAUUAUAUUCUGAAACACGAAAUAUGAAAUGCCUUAAAAAUGUUUAUCCUGAUACUGAUUCGUUAAAUUGAUAAACAUAAUUCCAUUUAAAACUGUAAUAACAGUUAGUUUCAAAGUUAACAACAAUAAACAGAAUAAUUUAAUUUGAACCGAUUUUUUUAGUGCAAACAAGUAAUUGGACUUCGUAAGUCCUAGGUUUUCACCCAAAGUAAUCGUCAGUAGAACUGUAAUUCGAUAUUUGAACUCUUCGUGUAACUUUGCGUCGAUGGAUAUACGAUUUGACUAAUUUUGAGUCAUUUUUACUAAACUUUGGGUUAUCAUUGUCACAGAAAUGACUUCAAAACCGGAACUAAAUAUUGAAACUCAACUUUUCAAUACGCUUCGAUUGAUGUGUUACAUGUACUAUUUCUGCGACUAUAACGGCACUUCUGGUUAGAACUUUUUAACCGGAAAUGAUAUAAAAACCAAAACUUUAUAUUUGUUCUCAUCUUGCUAAGGCACGUCAAAUGAUAUAUCGCUUACACUAUUUCGGAGACUUUAAAACAGUACCUAUGAUUGUAACUCUAAAAUCGGAAGUCAGAUGUAAAGUUUCUCAUCUUUAAUACCAUCCUUGGGUUUUAAGCUUUCAUUCGACACAUCAUUUGUCAUUCUGUCUGUAUUAAUAACGGAGGAGUUUUAUUCGCGGACGGACUGACAAACAGUCAUGAAACCGAAAGUAUAUAUUUGUUCUCGACUAAUAUAUCACUUGCACUAUUCCGGUGCCGUUAAAAUAAUACUUCUUGUCGUAUUUCUAAAACCGCAAGUCCUAGGUCAAAUUGUUCAUCUUUAGUACCAUCCUUGGAUUAUAAGCUUUCAUUUGACACCUCAUUUGUCAUUCUACCUGGUAUAAUGACGGAGGAGUUAUAUUCGCGGUCGGACGUACAGACGGACAGACAGCCUAGGUCAAAUUUAUCACCUUUAGUACCAUCCUUGGAAUAUAAGCGUUCAUUUGGCACCUCACUUGUCAUUCUACCUGGAAUAAUAACGGAUCAAUUAUAUUCGCAGUCGGGCGGACAGACAGCCUAGGUCAAAUGUCUCACCUUUAAUACCAUCCUUGGAUUAUAAGCUUUCAUUUGACACCUCAUUUGUCAUUCUACCUGGUAUAAUGACGGAGGAGUUAUAUUCGCGGUCGGAAGUACAGACGGACAGACAGCCUAGGUCAAAUUUGUCACCUUUAGUACCAUCUUUGGAAUAUAAGCGUUCAUUUGACACCUCACUUGUCAUUCUACCUGGAAUAAUAACGGAAGAAUUAUAUUCGCGGUCGGGCGGACAGACAGCCUAGGUCAAAUUUCUCAGCUUUAAUACCAUCCUUGGAUUAUAAGCUUUCAUUUGACACCUCAUUUGUCAUUAUACCUGGUAUAAUGACAGAGGAGUUGUGUUCACAGACAGACAGACGGACGGACAGACGGACAAAAUAUGAAAAUUUGCAUAUUUCCGACAAGUAUAUUCGUCCUAUACUAAAUUGUUUUCCGAUAUACUUAGUUGUUAGAGAUUGUAUUUUUUUAAACAGUUGUAACCAACCGAACAGUGACGUUAGAAAACAGAAAAUUUUAAAAUUACUUCUCUUGGCAUUGUUGUCUUUGGCAAAUUAAAUCGACCAGUUAAAAAUAUUGAAGUAGGGCUACAGUUGAAGGUUGGAUUGAAGAGGCGAGUGAAGGUGAAUUGAGUUUGUUAAGUUUUAAAAUAUUGAAUGCUAAAAUUUGUAUAGUGCAAAUGUUUUUGGCUUUGAUUUUUAAAUUUUUUACAAUUAUUUCUUCUUUUUCGGUCUAUACAGACCUUAUAGCAUUACUGUAGAAAUGUAUGACAUGUAGCUUUGCUGAGAAGUUACAAUGGCUUAUAGUUAUAAAAAGUCUAUAAAACACUAAUUUUAAACCUGCUGGAUAGGUAUGUCUCUAGUAAUUAUUAGAUCAAAUGUGAAAAAGUUUUCUUCCACUCAUCUCUUCAAUAAUGAAUACAAGUCACUUGAAAAAAAAUUACGGACAGUGUUUGUAAUUGCUCAAAGAGACUAUUACUAUCAUAGAAGAUGUAAAUAAAGUUGUGCGUGCAUUUACUAAUAAUAUAGAUUAGAAAAUCCCGAUGCUGUUAAGUACUGUAAGUGUCUCUUAUUUAUUGUUUAAAUUUUUGUACAUAUAUUUUUCUACACAAAUAAAAUUACAAAAUUUAAA